AUGAGGGAAAUCAUGCAUGAGGAGCCAAGGAAAGAUGCGGGUAUAUUUGUAUUGGGAUUGCCCUUUGCUCUGGUUCAAUCGGGUUAUAUGGGCUUGGUGGUGCUGGUGCUCUCAGCCUGGGUCUGCAACCACACAGGAAGGAGUUUGGUGGCCUGUUUGUACGAAGAGGAACACAGAAACGAUUCCAACGAUGUGUCAAAGGUCAGAGUCCGACACAGCUACCAGGAUAUCAUGGAUGCAUGCUGUAAAGGACUAUGGCCAAAUUGGUCAGUAGUGGGAGGAUGGCUGAUCAAUUUAGCCCAGGUAAUCGAACUGCUGAUGACCUGCACCCUGUAUCUGCUCGUCUCCACUACUUUGCUGUGUGACAGUCUGUCAGGAGUAGCUCUUCCUAGAUCUGUGUGUUCUCUGAUGUCACUGAUGUUCCUUCUGCCCUGCUUGCUUCUGACGGAUCUCAGACCAGUCUCCACUUUCAGUCUGCUAUGCUCCUUGGCCCACAUACUGAUAAGCCUAUUAGUAAUACUGUACUGCCUGAGUUGUGCCAGAUACUGGUCCUGGUCCUCCCUCUCUCUGUCUGUGGACCCAGAAGACUUCAUUGUCUCAGUAGGUGUCAUCAUCUUCUCCUACACCUCUCAGAUCUUCCUACCUUCCCUAGAAGGCAGCAUGGAGGUCAGAGGGCAGUUUGACACCAUGUUGGGUUGGACCCAUGGAGUUGCAUGUAUCAUGAAAACCACUUUUUCACUACUGGCGGUGUUGACUUGGGGGUCAGAGACCAGUGAAGUUAUCACUGACAACCUGCCCCUUAACCUUCGGCCUAUUGUCAAUCUGUGUCUCCUAGCUAAAGCUCUUCUUUCCUUCCCUCUGCCCUUCUACUCUGCUGCUGAGAUUCUUCAAACAUGGUUUCUUAGAGAUGCUUCCCUAUCAUCUUCUUCCAAACAGACAAGUCAUGGCAUUUCUUGUCCAACUCUCAUGGUCCGUGGCGCCUUGUUGGUGUCGUCAUACCUACUGUCCAUGCUAGUGCCCAGGUUUUCUCUGCUAAUGGGCCUGACUGGGAGUUGGAUGCGACUCACUGUGCAGGAUCGGAUUAUAGAUGUGGCUAUACUGAGUCUGGGGAUCAUAUGUAGCGUUGCUGGUGUGAUUUGUGCUGUUAAAGGACUGUUAAAGGAUCUUUAA
Cyprinodon variegatus (sheepshead minnow) is the source of this 1170-nucleotide messenger RNA. RefSeq names its product vesicular inhibitory amino acid transporter-like. The coding region runs from base 1 to 1170 and encodes 389 amino acids. The record is from RefSeq and is a predicted model, not a curated record. Gene Ontology annotation, biological process: amino acid transmembrane transport. The transcript is spliced from 8 exons. Gene Ontology annotation, cellular component: vacuolar membrane. Lineage: Eukaryota; Metazoa; Chordata; Actinopteri; Cyprinodontiformes; Cyprinodontidae. Gene Ontology annotation, molecular function: amino acid transmembrane transporter activity.